Penicillium odoratum is the source of this 1125-nucleotide messenger RNA. RefSeq lists its product as uncharacterized. The record is from RefSeq and is a predicted model, not a curated record. Gene Ontology annotation, molecular function: dioxygenase activity. The transcript is spliced from 3 exons. Bases 1 to 1125 code for a protein of 374 amino acids. Lineage: Eukaryota; Fungi; Ascomycota; Eurotiomycetes; Eurotiales; Aspergillaceae.
AUGGCUCCCGCCGCAAUACAACAAGAACAGUCAGCCGAGAUAGUCCCGAUCAAAUCAUGGAGUCGUCCUGCACCAACCGAAGAAAAGCUUGAUUGGGCUCCCCUGGUUGAAAUUGACUUAUCGCGAUUCGAUGAACCUGGUGGAAAGGAAGCGCUCGCGGAACAGUUAUACGAAGCUGUGACGAAAGUCGGAUUCUGGGUGGUGGUUGGACAUGGCCUUGGAGAGGAGCGCAUCCUCCGACAGUUCAGCAUCGGCAAUGCAUUCUUCAAAGAGCCUCUUGAAGAAAAGCGAAGCUUUCCCUGUAAUUUCGCCGAAGGUGAAUAUUUUGGUUACCGGGAGAAUAGCCGCUGGAUUGGAGAAACAGGAGUCAAGGAUAAUGUGGAAAUGCUCAAUAUUCCCAAGCCGAUUUCUGCUUGGGAGGAUGUUCCAAAGCACAGAAUUGUUCGCCAAAACUGGGAUGAGAUCGCGAACUUUCAUCGUGACCUUUUCGACAACGUUGUUCGGAAGCUGUUCGUCUUGCUUGCUAUCACUCUUGAGCUACCUGAAGACUACCUUGUCAACGCCCAUGCCUAUGAAAGGCGUUCUGAUGACCACUUGCGAUAUAUGAUCUACAACACCCGAACUCAAGAAGAAUGGGAUAAGGCACAGGGCUACACAAAAGGUGGCCACACAGACUUUGGUAGUCUCACACUACUCUUCUCUCAGCAUGUUGCUGGGCUGCAGAUCAGAACCCCAGAAGGCGCAUGGAAAUACGUGAAGCCUGUUGAUGGUGGAAUUACGUGUAAUAUCGCAGACACAUUAUCCUUUCUUACAAAUGGUUUUCUAAAAUCCACAAUUCAUAGAGUCGUCACACCACCAAGAGAUCAGCUUACCAUUCCUCGCCUUGGAUUACUAUAUUUCUGCAGGCCGGGAGAUCAUACGGUUAUGAGAACAGUGCCAUCCCCUCUGCUUGACCGUCUCGGUCUGCUUACUGAAGAGGAUAAAGACACGAGCAAGCCUGCUGCUACAGGAACAGAAUAUGUUCGUGCUCGGGUUCGUGAUGUACACCAUAAGACUGUUAUUGAUCGUCGGGAGAACACAUCGUUCGAGUUUAAAGGGUUGAAGGUACAGAAUCAUUAUGCAUAG